CCUCUCUCGCGCCGGCGCUGCUGAGGGCUCGGCUCUGGCCUUUGUGUGUCUGCGGGCGCGCACCGCUGCGGAGCUAACCGAAAACAUCAACCUAUUUUGCAGGUACUCAAGAAUAGCACAUGGAAGAAUUAUAUGAAGAGGUGGUGAUUGAGGUCAUACAGCAGUGGACAUGUUUGGAUUUCCAACUGCAACCCUUCUGGACUGUCAUGGACGAUAUGCCCAGAAUGUAGCAUUUUUCACAUAUUGGUGCAUCUUACAUGACUUCCCUCUCAUUUUACCAGAUGUGAUGUCAGAAGCCCACCACAAAUAUGACCACUCUGAGGCCACAGGAUCCUCAAGCUGGGAUUUCCAGAAUUCUUUCAGAAGAGAGAGAUUGGAACAAAAAUCUCCAGAUAAUAAGACACUACAGGAAGAUUCAUCUGGAAUAAAACAGAGGACCUAUGAGUGCCAGGAGUGUGGAAAAUCCUUCAGGCAAAAAGGUAGCCUAACAUUACAUGAAAGAAUCCACACUGGUCAAAAGCCCUUUGAGUGUACCCAUUGUGGAAAAAGCUUCAGGGCCAAGGGCAAUCUUGUUACACAUCAGCGGAUACAUACAGGAGAAAAGCCCUAUCAGUGCAAGGAGUGUGGGAAAAGCUUUAGUCAACGAGGUAGCCUGGCUGUUCAUGAAAGACUCCACACUGGACAGAAACCCUAUGAAUGUGCUAUUUGUCAGAGAAGCUUCAGGAAUCAAAGUAACCUUGCUGUUCAUAGAAGAGUUCACAGUGGUGAGAAGCCCUACAGAUGUGAUCAGUGUGGAAAAGCCUUUAGUCAGAAAGGAAGCUUAAUUGUUCAUAUCAGAGUUCACACAGGCCUGAAACCCUAUGCCUGUGCACAGUGCAGAAAGAGUUUCCACACCAGGGGGAAUUGUGUCCUGCAUGGAAAAGUCCACACAGGAGAGACACCUUAUCUGUGUGGUCAAUGUGGAAAAAGCUUCACUCAGAGAGGGAGUCUGGCUGUGCACCAGCGAAGCUGCUCACAAAGGCAUGCCCUUUGACUGUUGUCUUCAAAGAAAGUUUUCUUUAUGAAUUAAGGGUAUGAAUUCCUCUGAGAUUAAGAUACUAUCCAAUCUUAUGGAAUGAGUGGACAGUCUUUCAGAAAUACCAUGAUUGGAUAGGGCAAGCUAAUUAUUCUCCUUUCCCCCAAAAUGAAUAUAAAAAAAUAAAUGUCUUGUUUGCUAUCAUUAUUAUGUAUAUCCUAAUUUCUGUCUGUUUAUUUUGACCUGAUUUCCCAGUUUACUGCUAUUAAUCUAGUGCAUACUUGGAAAUUGUUCUGUGUUUAAAAUUUGUAGUUGACACUAUCAUACUUCUUAAACAUGUUAGUUUUUUUUUUAAUAAUCAAAGGGAUUUUCUUCCCUACAUAUCUAAAUUAAUUAAUUUCUGUAUUCCAGACCACUGGGAAGAUAUUAUGUGGUGAAUUUAACUACUUUUAAGAAUCCACUCACUUAGCCAUUAUGCUUUCUGGACAGUAUUGUAUUACCUGGAUGAUAAUGUCCAAUAACCUAUUAUAACAAAGCACUUAUGUCCGGAGAAGAAUACUAGCCUUUCCUUACAGAUAGCUUUUCCAAAUCUACAAAGAUUUAGAGUCUAUAAAAUGAGAUUUACUUCAGUUUUCUACUGAUAACUAGGUUAGAGAUACUUUACCUAAAGCCAAAAAGCAGACACUAUCUGCAAUAUUUUAUUUUAGAAUCCUAAGCCUAUUUUUAUUUCUUUAUUAAGAUGACUAAAAUAAUCCCUGGGAUAUAUAAUGACCUUUACUCCAUUUCUGACAAUAGUAGUAAUAACCAAGGGUUGGGGUCACCGAAAAAGUAUAUAUGUAUCCUUAAUCCUGAACCCAAAUUUGUAUUUAAUAUUGAAGUUAUGGUAUGCCAACAACACUAUCUUUUUACACAUACACACAUGAAAUAUAUGAAAAGGUCUUCUUUUUGUCAUUUAUUUCACUUAUAGAGAUAAUGUAUGAAGAAUACUGAAGAGAAACUGAUUUAUGGAAAAAGUCUCAUUUUAAGCUUUUGUUUUGUCUAUAUAUUUUCAUGCUGAAAAUUUAUGUAAUUAAAAUGAUGAAUUAUGUGGA
Messenger RNA from Erinaceus europaeus (western European hedgehog), 2106 nucleotides. It is a transcript of the gene ZNF32, whose product is annotated as zinc finger protein 32. Gene Ontology annotation, biological process: regulation of transcription by RNA polymerase II. Gene Ontology annotation, cellular component: nucleus. The transcript has 4 exons. NCBI's taxonomy places the organism in Eukaryota, Metazoa, Chordata, Mammalia, Eulipotyphla, Erinaceidae. The coding region runs from base 170 to 1033 and encodes 287 amino acids. Gene Ontology annotation, molecular function: RNA polymerase II cis-regulatory region sequence-specific DNA binding; DNA-binding transcription activator activity, RNA polymerase II-specific. The record is from RefSeq and is a predicted model, not a curated record.